AUGGCCUCGAACGCGGCCAUGACCUCUGCCAGCGCCUCCUUGUACCUCAUCCCCUCGAGCCCGUGGAAGCGGGAGAUCUCCGGCGAGAAGGUCGCCGGCGGGGACGGCGGCGGCGAGGCGUGGGGGAUGAGGGUGGAGUUCGGGGAGGCGGCGGCUGCUGCCGCCGCAGCCACGGCGGCGGCGGCCACGGAGUGGCACAAGGGGCAGCAGUGGUUGUUGUCGGAGGAUGUUCUGGUGGGCGAGUCGUCGGAUUCGAGAUCUGCCGGAACUAUGCGGAGUUGGCGGGAAGAGUGGGCGAAGAAGCAGACUUUACGCUUGCAGUUCUUGCCGUCCUUGCAGGCUUCUGUCCGGGUGGAGCCAGCACUCGAAGACGCCGUGGGAGAACUCGCAGGAGUCGGCGCGUGGGCAGGUGCCCUUGCGGAAGUCGGGGCAGACGGUGCCGGAGUAGCGGAAGCGGCGGGGGUCGCGGCGGCGGGCCUUCUCGCCGGGGUGGGCGAAGGGGCAGUCGGUCCAGUCGUGGCUGCGGCUGCGGCUGCACUUGCGGACCUUGAACUCGAACAUACGGAAGUGGUCAGACGAGUAGGGGUCAUCGUCCGAGUCGUCGGAGUCGGAGCCGGAGCCGGCGGCGGGGAGGAACUUGGAGAAGGCGGCGGCGGCGGCGGCGGCGCCGUCGGGGUCGUGGUGGUCGUGGUGGCGGAGCUUGCGGGGAGGGAUGUCGAGGUCGCGGAGGGGAGAGGGCUUUUUGGUGAGGUUGUGGUGGUGGUGGUAGAGCUGGUGCAACUUCUGUUGCUUAUCGGCGCAAACGCUACUCAUCAUUUUUUAUUUUUAUUUUUUGGGAGCAUAUAUUGGUGUGAGGAGAAAGAGGAAGACGGAGUUAGGGUUCUGGUAACUUUUGGGGCUAAUCAGUUUGUUAGGAUGGCAUUAAAAUGUUAUGACUAG
Molecule: messenger RNA, 939 nt
Organism: Striga asiatica
Lineage: Eukaryota; Viridiplantae; Streptophyta; Magnoliopsida; Lamiales; Orobanchaceae
Source: the annotation of a GenBank genome assembly